Molecule: messenger RNA, 1153 nt
Organism: Portunus trituberculatus (swimming crab)
Lineage: Eukaryota; Metazoa; Arthropoda; Malacostraca; Decapoda; Portunidae
Product: probable U3 small nucleolar RNA-associated protein 11
Exons: 7
Coding region: 347-1105 (252 amino acids)
Biological process (GO): rRNA processing
Cellular component (GO): nucleolus; small-subunit processome
Source: RefSeq, a predicted model, not a curated record
CAAGUCUAAUAACUCCAUCAUUCUUUGGUUUAAAAUAAUUAAUAAUACCUUAGAUAUAGUAUUUAAUUUACAAUAUCUGAAAUACUAACUCAAUCCAAUGCGGGGAAAAGAGUUAUAUCAGAAAACCACAUUUGUAAACAGAGCAGCGUGGUUGACCCAGCUGACUUGACACGAGGCCCUCCCACUCCACUCCCAUCUGUCCCGUCACUCCCAUGUCCCCUGCUGGCCCUCCUGGUGUCCAAUACUACUACAGAACACUCCCUGCUACAGUGUUCACGCCUCUCAUCGAGCUGCACUACGCCCAGCUCCCUGCCCGAGACCAGGCUUCUAUCAGUCACUUGCCACCAUGUCAUCUCUACGCAAUGCCCACAAGACACAGCGAGUGCACAAGGAGCGCCACCAGCCACUGGGGAGGAACCACCUGGGGCCCCUUGAGAAGAAGAAAGAUUAUCGCAAGAGAGCAAAGGACCAAAAUCAGAAGGCGGCGGCUCUGGAAACACUACGCAAGAGAGCUCUCAACAAAAACCCAGAUGAGUUCCACUACCACAUGAUAAACAGCGGCCUCAAGGAUGGUGUACACUUUGAGAAGGUGAAGGAGGAGGAGCUGGCAGUGGGGGAUGUGAUGCAGGACCUGGUCUAUGUGACACACCGCAGGAAUGUAGAGAAGAAAAAGAUAGACAAGCUUAAGGCUCAGCUGCACUUACUGGAUGUUGAGGAGACACAACCCAAGAAUACUCAUAUCCUGUUUGUUGAUGAUGAGAAAGAAGCCAAGAGGACAUCAGCCGCCAAGCUUCUAGACACCCAUCCUGCACUGCUUGGCCGAACUUUCAACCGCCUGCGUUCCUCUCAGUUGGCCUCCCUCCCUGACCAGCUGACAAACACUCCUGUCUUCGAGAGCAUGUCCAAGAGCAAGAAGAAGGCUUACAAGGAACUUGCCCAGAGGAUAGAGCGAGAGGACAAGCUACGUAUCAUGCAGGAAAAGCUUGAAGUGCGCAAGAAGUUAAUGGAUAACAAAGCCAAGUCAGGGGACAAGCCACAGCUGGUGGAGGAGGGGACCAGCACCUCUGCUCCUGUGUACAAGUGGCCUCAGAUCAGGAAAAAAUAGUGUGUGAAUUAUUAUUGUACCAAUUUUCAAUACAUAUAUUUUUAUCUU